GUGGCAACGACGCCUGAAUACCUCAAAACACUCCCUCCACAGGCAGCAACAAUGCAACGAGGAUCCGGCGAGACAAUAGGUUGCAACGUAAACAAAAAGGAGACACUAGUUGCCCCCCGGUCGAUGGGAAUGCACUUGCGACCAUCGCCCACUUACACGAUCCCGCUGUUGUUGAUGGAAAAUGCCACCGCACAGGUGGUCGUUAAAAAAAUGCGCAGACAUCCGCCCGGAAUAGGACGAGAUUGACGGUGAAGAAAAAUGUGGCGCUCUACGUUUAGGUCUCCGAUUCAUACUCCCCCUUCAGGCAGUAUCGUCGUCGUCGUUAUCAUCGUUAUCGUCGUCGUGGUCGUCGUGGUCGUCGUGGUCGUCGUGGUCGUCGUCGUCGUCGUGGUCGUCGUGGUCGUCGUCGUCGUUAUCGUCGUCGUUAUCGUCGUCGUUGUCGUCGUUAUGGUCGUCGUCGUCGUCCUCGUCGUCGUCGUUGUGGUCGUCGUCGGCUAUAAUGAUACACGGGGCCUCGUUGGUGUCGUCACAGUAUCUGCCGCUAUCGUGCACCUCUGGUGGGCAGCAAGACUCAGCGCCGAGACCGUUCGAAGCGCCCGAAGCGUCGCAUCCUGGACCUCCGCACUGGCCACACCCGAGCGAACAACAGAUCUCGCCUCUGUGGUCGAUGCCCUC
Molecule: messenger RNA, 675 nt
Organism: Ectocarpus siliculosus
Lineage: Eukaryota; Phaeophyceae; Ectocarpales; Ectocarpaceae
Source: the annotation of a GenBank genome assembly